CAUACGAUCAUUCCGACGCGAAUCUCUAAGCGGGUCGCACGUUUUGUGAUUGAAAUAAGUGAAGUAUUUGUGACGAUAACUCCUAAUUCAUAUUUUCCGUUCGUAUUAAAAAAAAAUAAGGAAAAAUAAUUGAAAAUGGCGCCAUCUGCUAGCGUAGCCGAAUACUACGCGGGCAAAUCGAUUUUCAUCACAGGAGCGACGGGCUUCAUGGGAAAAGUAUUAGUCGAGAAACUAUUGAAGUCAUGUCCUGGUUUGAAUAAACUCUACCUAUUAAUGAGGCCCAAAAAAGGGCAAAGCAGUAAAGAGAGAUUAGACGACUUCCUCGGAUUCAAGUUAUUCGGGCCGUUACAAAAGGAAAACCCGAAGUGCUUCGAGAAACUUCACGUUGUCCCGGGCGACAUACUGAUGGAUGACUUGGGCAUAUCAAUAGCAGACAGAGAGCUGAUACAGCGGGAGUGCCAGGUCAUAUUCCACUGCGCCGCCUGCGUAAGAUUCGAUAUGUUUCUGCGUGACGCCGUCAAUUUGAACACGGUAGCUACAAAGAGAGUGUUGGAGCUCGCCAAGGACUUUAAUAACCUCGAGGCCUUCAUCCACGUAUCGACGUCCUAUUGCCGCUGCGAGCUGGACCUUCUAGAAGAGAAGCUGUAUCCUUCUCCACACCGUCCCGAACACAUCAUGGACUGCAUGAGUUGGAUGGAUGAUCAGCUGGUCGCGCAUAUGCAGCCCAAGUUAAUCGAACCCCAACCCAAUACAUAUGCCUACACGAAGUCUCUUACGGAGGACCUGGUAUCACAAUACGAAGGGAAAUUCCCUAUUACGAUCGCGCGGCCAUCUAUCGUGACUGCAGCGUAUAAGGAGCCUAUACCAGGAUGGGUGGACAACUUGAACGGACCAACGGGACUUCUUGUAGGAGCUGGAAAAGGGGUCAUAAGAACAAUGCAUUGCGACGAUUCGCUUCAAACUGACGUUGUGCCGGUCGAUAUGGCUGUCAACGCUUGCAUUUUACUGGCGUAUCUCACGGGCGUUGAGAAACCGCAAAAGAUCCAAAUAUGCAACAUAACGCAAUCAGGAUUGAACCCCAUCACUUGGGGAGAAGCGCUCGACAUGGGUCGCGUCCACGUACGAGAGUAUCCUUUCUCCGUGUGCCUCUGGUAUCCCGGUGGCUCGCCAAAGAAGACGAGGAUCCAGCACGAGAUUGCUCUCUUCUUCACGCAUCUCUUGCCGGCGUAUUUCGUGGACCUAUUGCUGUUUCUCUUGGGCAAGAAGACUUUCAUGAUCAAAGUCCAGAAACGCAUCAACUACGGCCUUGAAGUCCUACAGUACUACACGACGAAGGAGUGGCUCUUUAAGAAUGACAAUUUCUUGGCUCUGCGCACGAAGAUAUCGGCUGAGGACGACAGAAUAUUCUAUACAAACAUUCAGGAGAUCAACUGGAACGACUACAUCAGAGAGUACAUUAAGGGCGCCCGCGAGUUUUGCUGCGACGAGGACCCUUCCACCUUACCGCAGGCGAGGAGACUCCACAAACAACUCUUCUACUUAGACUUCGCAGUUCGGCUAAUAAUCGUGUCAUUGACAAUAUAUGUCUCCUAUUACUAUUUACAAGUUCUAUUUAAUGUAUUAGUUAAAUAAAUUAAUUGAGAAUGUCGACGGAGUUGUAAGAAAAUAUCGAAUCAUUGUUAUUAUAGAUCGAGUACUUGUGGA
Molecule: messenger RNA, 1704 nt
Organism: Bombyx mandarina (wild silkworm)
Lineage: Eukaryota; Metazoa; Arthropoda; Insecta; Lepidoptera; Bombycidae
Product: putative fatty acyl-CoA reductase CG5065
Biological process (GO): long-chain fatty-acyl-CoA metabolic process
Cellular component (GO): peroxisome
Molecular function (GO): alcohol-forming very long-chain fatty acyl-CoA reductase (NADP+) activity
Source: RefSeq, a predicted model, not a curated record